Molecule: messenger RNA, 990 nt
Organism: Penicillium alfredii
Lineage: Eukaryota; Fungi; Ascomycota; Eurotiomycetes; Eurotiales; Aspergillaceae
Product: NAD(P)-binding protein
Exons: 2
Coding region: 1-990 (329 amino acids)
Biological process (GO): secondary metabolic process
Source: RefSeq, a predicted model, not a curated record
AUGACUGCGAUCUCCGAAGUGAAGGCAUCCAAUGUCCGAAUCUCGGACGAGACGGCGCCUCAAACGGUGGUGAUGACUGGAGCCACCGAUGGGAUUGGAAAAGCCACGCUCAUUCGGUUGAUUGCGACCAAGGUGCCGGUGAAGGUUUAUGUUAUUGGCCGCAAUGGCGAGAAGCACAACGCAUUCCUGGAUCAGCUCCGGGGAUCCAACAAGCUUGCACAGAUCAUCUGGCUCGAGGGCCAACUGUCGCUCCUUGCAGAUACUCGGAGGCUCUGUGAUGAGAUCCAAUCUCGCGAGCAGCACAUCGACGUCUUGUAUAUGAGCGCGGGCUUCAUUGCAUCGGGAGAGCGAAUCGAGACGUCCGAGGGCAACACGAUCUGGCUAUCGCUGACCUACUCUGGCCGCAUGUUGAUGAUCACCCGACUCCUGCCCCUGCUCAAUGCCUCGCCGAGGAGCCCGCGCAUCAUCUCGAUUUUGGCCACGGGCUACGAGUCGCCUUCCAUCCACCUCGAUGAUCUCGACUUGAAGCAGCCCGGUCGUUUCACCCUAACUGAGCUUAUAAAAGCGGGGGCGACCUACACGACCCUGUCCAUGUCACGUCUGGCGAAAGAAAAUCCGCGUGUCGUGUUCAUCCAUCACAGUCCCGGUGGAGUUGACACGGGCGUCUUUAGAAAGGCGUGGGGUGACAAGUGGUUCUUUCCGGCGCUCAACCUGCUAAUGCGCCUAGCUGCAACUUCGCCCAUGGAUGCGGCCGAGAAGAUCAUCUACAUGAUGACCAGUGCGAAAUAUGGCGGGAUUGGCGUGCCGUUGACUGCGGGCCAGAGCCAAGGCUUGAACAUGGCAAAGACCACCGAAACAGGAUCGCUGUUUUUGGUCAACGACAAGCUCAAAGAACUGCAGCAGGAGAAGAUUAUGGCGAAGCUGCAUAAUCUAAAUGGUGGAGAAAUUAUCUGGCAGAUGACGGUAGAGAUGAUCCGACCAUAUGUUUAA